Seriola dumerili (greater amberjack) is the source of this 1621-nucleotide messenger RNA. It is a transcript of the gene sox10, whose product is annotated as SRY-box 10. Lineage: Eukaryota; Metazoa; Chordata; Actinopteri; Carangiformes; Carangidae. Gene Ontology annotation, molecular function: RNA polymerase II cis-regulatory region sequence-specific DNA binding; DNA-binding transcription factor activity, RNA polymerase II-specific. Gene Ontology annotation, cellular component: nucleus. The transcript is spliced from 3 exons. Gene Ontology annotation, biological process: enteric nervous system development; peripheral nervous system development; neural crest cell migration. The record is from RefSeq and is a predicted model, not a curated record. The coding region runs from base 111 to 1616 and encodes 501 amino acids.
CUCCGUGCGUCACUGUAGGGACAAAAACAAGCGCGAGGACCCGACAGGUAGCUGAGCUGUUAGGGACAGGCCGUGCGUCCUCUGCGCACCCGGAGGUUUGCGGUAGCAGGAUGUCCAGAGAGGAGCAGAGCUUAUCGGAGGUCGAGCUCAGUCCCGGGAUGUCUGACGACAGUCGCUCCCUGUCGCCGGGUCAUUCCUCCGGUGCGACAGGCGGGGGGGACUCGCCUCUCCACGGGCAGCAGCAGCAGCAGCAGCCGCCGCAGCUCGCGGGUCUGGACGACGUGUCGGCGGGCUGCUCGUCCGCCAGAUCCGACGACGAGGACGAACGCUUCCCGGCAGGAAUCCGCGAGGCGGUGAGCCAGGUGCUCAACUGCUAUGACUGGACCCUCGUGCCCAUGCCCGUGCGCGUGAACACCGGGGGCAAGAACAAGCCGCACGUGAAGAGGCCCAUGAACGCCUUCAUGGUGUGGGCGCAGGCGGCGCGGAGGAAACUGGCCGAUCAACACCCGCACCUGCACAACGCGGAGCUGAGCAAGACCCUGGGGAAGCUGUGGAGACUCCUCAAUGAGAGCGACAAGCGCCCCUUCAUCGAGGAAGCCGAGCGGCUGAGGAAGCAGCACAAGAAAGACUAUCCCGACUACAAGUACCAGCCGCGACGCCGCAAGAACGGAAAGAUGGGUUCCGGGUCAGGAAGUGAGGCCGACGGCCAUUCGGAGGGUGAGGUCAGCCAAAGCCAAUCCCACUACAAGGGCCUCCACCUGGAUGUGGCCCUCAGUGGGGGAGCCCGGUCCCCUCUGACAGAUGGGCACCACCCUCAUGCUGCAGGUCAGAGCCACAGUCCUCCCACACCUCCCACCACUCCCAAGACAGAGCCUCAGUCUGGGAAGGCAGGGGAUGGGAAGAGGGAGGGUGCUGGGAGCGGGGGCUCCCGGGGAACAAUGGGAGCAGAAGGGAGCUCAGGCGCUCCGGGAUCCGGGAAACCUCACAUCGACUUUGGUAAUGUGGACAUCGGUGAGAUGAGCCACGAGGUGAUGGCCAACAUGGAGCCUUUCGACGUCAACGAGUUUGACCAGUAUCUCCCCCCGAACGGGCACCCGGGGGUCGGGCAGAGCGCAGGGGGAGGAGCAGCUGCGGCAGCUUCUCCGGCCUCGCCAUACACCUAUGGCAUCUCCUCAGCUCUGGCGGCGGCCAGCGGACACUCAGCGGCCUGGCUCUCCAAGCAGCAGCAGCCGCAGCAGCAUCACGCCUCCCCUCUGGGCUCAGACCCGUCCAAGGCCCAGAUCAAGAGUGAGGCCGGAGGCGCCGGCGGUCAUUUUGCAGAGGCAGCCUCAGCAGGUUCCCACGUCACGUACACGCCCCUCAGCCUUCCUCACUACAGCUCCGCCUUCCCCUCACUGGCCUCCAGGGCUCAGUUUGCCGAGUAUGCGGACCACCAGGCCUCGGGGUCGUACUACGCCCACACCAGCCAGGCCUCGGGGUUGUACUCAGCCUUCUCUUACAUGGGCCCCUCCCAGAGGCCCCUGUACACGCCCAUCACUGACCCAGCCAGCGUGCCGCAGUCACACAGCCCCACGCACUGGGAACAGCCCGUCUACACAACGCUGUCGCGGCCAUGACAGAC